CCGGAUUGGCCCGGGCGGCGGCCCGUCGCGUCGCGCUGCGGGGCCGUCGGAGCGACGCCGCGCUCAGUCGGCGGCCCUGGAGCGAAGAUGGACGCAGCUACUCUGACCUACGACACGCUCCGAUUCGCUGAGUUUGAGGAUUUCCCUGAGACCUCGGAGCCCGUCUGGAUCCUGGGGAGGAAGUACAGUAUCCUCACAGAAAAGGACGAGAUCUUGGCCGACGUGGCGUCGAGACUGUGGUUUACGUACAGAAAGAACUUCCCGGCCAUUGGGGGCACCGGCCCCACCUCGGACACGGGCUGGGGCUGCAUGCUGAGGUGUGGACAGAUGAUCUUCGCCCAAGCCCUGGUGUGCCGGCACCUGGGCCGCGACUGGAGGUGGGCGCAGCGGAAGAGGCAGCCCGACAGCUACUGCCGCGUCCUGCAGGCGUUCCUGGACAGGAAGGACAGCUGCUACUCCAUCCACCAGAUAGCACAAAUGGGCGUUGGCGAGGGCAAGUCCAUUGGCCAGUGGUACGGGCCCAACACCGUCGCCCAGGUCCUUAAGAAGCUGGCUGUCUUCGACGCCUGGAGCGCCCUGGCUGUGCACGUAGCGAUGGACAACACGGUGGUGAUGGCGGACGUCAGGAGGUUGUGCAGGAGCGGCCUUCCGUGUGCCGGGGCUGAGGCCUUCCCCGCAGACUCCGAGCGGCAUUGCAACGGCUUUCCGGCGGGGGCCGAGGGCGGCGAGUGCACGGCGCCCUGGAGACCCUUGGUGCUGCUCAUCCCGCUGCGCCUGGGGCUGGCGGACGUGAACGCGGCCUACGCGGGCACGCUCAAGCACUGCUUCCGGAUGCCCCAGUCCCUGGGGGUGAUCGGAGGGAAGCCCAACAGUGCCCACUACUUCAUCGGCUACGUUGGGGAGGAGCUCAUCUACCUGGACCCCCACACCACACAGCCGGCCGUGGCGGCCGCUGACCGCUGCCCGGUCCCGGACGAGAGCUUCCAUUGCCAGCACCCGCCCGGCAGGAUGAGCAUCACGGAGCUCGACCCGUCCAUCGCCGUGGGAUUCUUCUGUAAGACUGAGGAUGACUUUAACGACUGGUGUCAGCAAGUGAGAAAGCUGUCCCUGCUGGGAGGCGCCCUGCCCAUGUUUGAGCUGGUGGAGCAGCAGCCUUCCCACCUGGCCUGUCCCGACGUCCUCAACCUGUCCUUAGAUUCUUCUGACGCGGAGCGACUGGAAAGAUUCUUUGACUCAGAAGACGAAGACUUUGAGAUCCUGUCCCUCUGAGAGUCCUGCAGGUGGGAUGGUCUCACUAGCCCUGCAGGGGCGCUUGGCCGCCGCGUCUCAUCCACCCGCUGCCCUCCGCCCAGCGCCCCAGCCCAGCUGCCUCCGCGUGACGGAAGCCCCGGGCGCACGCUCCUGCCGCACUGCCAGCCCUGCCCGGUGCCCCGUGCCCUCCUGGCCCGGCCGCUCAUCUCGGAAUUAAAGCCCUGUCUGAAGCUCCAUGAUGGACAUGGCUGCCGCUGGGCGUAUCCCUAGACGGGCUCUGAAGAUGCAGUCUGCAGGGUGCCAUGGGAAAAGGGCCAAGGAGCACGGUGGGCAUCCUGCACUAGGAGGAGAGGCGUGGGGGCAGGCGGCCAGGCCCACAGAUGCCGCUGCGCGCCGUGCCAGGCAGCAGUGCCGCCCGGCCAGAGCCCCAGGGAGGCCACGGGCCCCUGCUGCCGCUUGCUUGUCUCACCCGCUGCCCCUGGAACACCCCCCCACCUCACCCCUCGUCAGGGCCUCCCUCCUGGUUGGCACAGCUUCAGAUGGUUUGGGGCCCGAGGGUCAAGCCUUCCGCUUGUGGCGUGAGGCGGGUGUGCCGCCCCUCACAGCGGGGGCACACCCGGACUUGCUCACGUUGACCCGGGGCCACCUGCCACCUUCAGCCUGCGUUCGGGCCCCACCGACGGCCUGUGUCCCACCCGGGAGUGCAGACCGGCUGGGAGCUCAGGUGUGGGCAGCCUCCCUCCCAGGAGCCCCCACCCGCCGGGUGUUGUCCACCUAAGUUAUUUCAUCUCCUUUUGUCUCCUCCCCCUCUCCGUCCCUCAGGCAGAGCUGGGGGGUCUCUGUUCCCGCUGGCGCACGGGGUCUCCUCUGCUCAGCCGGCAGCAGGAGUGCCGGACGGGACCACAGACCAGAGGGGACGGUCUCGUGUGUGUUGGGGAAGGCUUAUUGAGGAGUAUUCACUCUUAGUGAUAUAGUUCGCGGUUCCUUACUGCAAAUAAUAACAGUUUCAAUAGAAAACAGAA
Capra hircus (goat) is the source of this 2273-nucleotide messenger RNA. It is a transcript of the gene ATG4B, whose product is annotated as autophagy related 4B cysteine peptidase. Lineage: Eukaryota; Metazoa; Chordata; Mammalia; Artiodactyla; Bovidae. The transcript has 13 exons. Gene Ontology annotation, molecular function: protein-phosphatidylethanolamide deconjugating activity. The coding region runs from base 88 to 1269 and encodes 393 amino acids. The record is from RefSeq and is a predicted model, not a curated record.